AUACACAGGCGCUGACGGGCCGUGAUGCUGCACUGUUUGGGGAUAAAUGGCUUCACUUGGUGCUGAGGGGCUUCAAAGCAUGGGCAGGCUGCGGACAGGGAGCAGGGAGCACACACACGGAGACACGCACUGCUUUCGCACAUUGUGUGUGGAUGCACAAGAGGCUGCACACUUUUUGAAUGACUGUUCAUGUGAGGCUGGUGUUCUGGAUGGUGGAUCUGAUGUGUCGGGAAGCGUUGUAAUGACCUAAUACUGUUGAGGGUUAAAAUGUAGUCUGUCCAUUCAGUUGAUGGGUAAAUACAUUUGAAGUGGGACUUGAAGUUAUUAGUUAUAUUUUUUGGGAUAAAUCAUAAAGGCUGGUAUUUUUCAGUGAACAUAAGGACAUAAGCAGGAAUCACAUCAUGGAUGUUACGUUGGAUGUGAUUAACCCAGCGAUUUCAAGAGCUCUGUUGCUGGCAUGUGUGACUCUGUUGUUCUCCCUCCACCUGCGGCGGUGGCUCAGGCAGCGGUCUGACCGCUGCCCGCCCGGUCCGCUCGCCUGGCCGGUCAUCGGGAACGCUGCGCAAAUGGGCAAGGCGCCGCACCUGUAUUUUACGCGCUUGGCGAAGAAAUACGGCAACGUCUUCCAGAUUAAGCUCGGCUCUCGGGCCGUGGUGGUGCUGAACGGUGACUCCAUCAAACAGGCGCUGGUCAAACAGGGACUCGAAUUUGCCGGCAGACCGGACUUCACCUCCUUCCAGUACGUCUCCAGCGGGGACAGCCUCGCGUUCAACACCAUCACGGAUUGGUGGAAACUGCACCGCAAAGUGGCCCACUCCACUGUGCGGAUGUUUUCCACCGGGAAUCCACAAACCAAAAAGACAUUUGAGCACCACAUUCUCUGCGAGUUCAAAGAGCUCCUGCAGCUGUUUCUUGGGAAAACCAAGGCGCACGGAUAUUUCCAGCCCAUGACAUAUCUCGUGGUGUCCACAGCCAACACAAUGAGCGCGGUGUGCUUCGGGAAAAGGUACUCCUAUGAUGACCAGGAGUUUCAGCAGGUGGUGGGCAGGAACGAACAGUUCACCCAAACAGUGGGCGCAGGGAGCAUAGUGGACGUGAUGCCCUGGCUCCAGUACUUCCCAAACCCAAUCAAAACAGUAUUUAACAACUUCAAGAAACUCAACAUGGAGUUUGGUGUGUUCAUUCGAGAUAAGGUUAUUGAACACAGAAAAACAAUCAAGUCAAGCACCAUCAGGGACAUGACAGAUGCUUUUAUAGUGGCGCUGGACAAACUAAGAGAACAAAAAGGGGUUUUAUCAGAGAAAGACUAUGUGCCCCCCACUGUUGGGGACAUAUUUGGAGCAAGUCAAGACACACUGUCAACUGCACUGCAGUGGAUCAUCCUCAUACUUGUCAAGUAUCCUGAGAUGCAGGUGCGUCUCCAGCAGGAGGUGGACAAGGUGGUGGACCGCAGCCGGCUCCCCUCCAUCGAUGACCAGCCGCAGCUGCCUUACGUCAUGGCCUUCAUCUACGAGGUGAUGCGCUACACAAGUUUCAUGCCGCUCACCAUCCCCCACUCCGCCACCACAGACACCUCCAUCAUGGGCUACACCAUCCCAAAGAACACAGUCGUUUUCAUCAACCAGUGGUCUAUAAACCACGACCCGGCCAUGUGGUCCCAUCCAGAGACCUUUGACCCCCAGCGUUUCCUGGACCAGAGCGGUGCGCUGAACAAGGACAUAGCCAGCAGCGUGCUCAUCUUCUCCCUGGGCAAGAGGCGGUGCAUCGGCGAGGAGCUGUCCAAGAUUCAGCUGUUCCUCUUCACGGCCUUAAUGGCCCACCAGUGCCUCAUCAUUUCGGACCCAGCCAGACCCCCCAAACUGGACUACAACUAUGGUCUGACUCUGAAGCCUCAUGCCUUCUCCAUAGCAGUGUCUCUCCGUGAUGACAUGAGGCUGCUGAAUGUGGCCACCAGGCAUGCGUUCGCUGCCGAGGUCAAAGGCGAGCCCUCAUCAGACUCAAACUCAUAAACUAGAAAAGUGCACUCAGUGGAGCGCAGAUCUCCUGCAGGCCUGGUGUCACCAAACGUAUAAAUAACACGCUCAGUGACUCAUUUCGCGUGUUGUCACAAUGCCUUUUUUGCUUCUUGCGUGUCAUUUCAAACCAUUUAGUCUCUACUUACUUAUAUUGUGCAAAGACUAUUGUCAUUUUACACGUGAAUGUCACAGAGAGAAACAUGUCAGGUGAGAACGCAUGAAGAGCCAGAAAGUCCGCGUAGGGAGAAGGUCGGGACGGAGGGCUCAGACUGGUCUGAACGUAAUCGACAGGUGUUCCAGAGGACGGGAACGCCCUCUGUUAUGAUUGACUCCUGUUGUACCUGAACACUCACUUUUUCUUCUUCUCUACUUUGUCCUUUUUGCCCCAGAUGUAUAUCUGUGCAACAAAUAAAUUAAUUAAUUAAUUUUCAAACUUCCAAAAUUAUUCUUUUCACACCCAUUUGGGACACAUUAAAAACAACCGAGAAGUAUCAUGGGCUUUCUAAUAAAAAUGAAAUAGAAAAACCCAGGAAUGUUUCUUUACAACAAUGUUUGAUGUACACAUAAGACAGAAGUUCAUUUAAAUUUCUCUCUCACACACACACAUACACACACACACACACACACACACACACACACACACAGAGGCCACAUCUCACACUACCAGCAGUCCACCUGGGACUAAUCUGGUUUAAUACAACAUUAAAUACAGUCUGACAUACAACUUAGCCUCUUCCUUUUUCAUUCAUCAAGGUGGAGGACUGAAGUCAGCUGCACAUCGCUGGCCUCAGUGAUGGCCUUCCAAGUCUCAACCAGACCUCAGUACAGGCGACAUUGCGGUUACAGGAGUUAGAAGCUUAAAGAGCUGCUGUAACACACCCUUGUGAUUGUGUGGGAAUACCAAUGGAUUUAUUAGUAGAAGCCAUCAAGCUUACAGGGACGUCAUAGUGUUGUCAUGCUUUCUAUUAAUAUUUUUGCUGUCAGAUUUUAACAAUAAGAUUUUUCCCCCCUUAAUAAGUGUUCCGAAACUUUGUAAUGCAACAUCCUCAACUCCUCAAAACAUACAACAAUAUGUACUAUUUGAAGAAUAAAAUAAAUAAAGUGGAGUUACAGGAUAAUGUGCCAUCUGAGGUCCUGACAGAUGUCAUUCUGCAUGAACAGGCAAAUAAGCUCAUGGAGUGCAUCAGCACUGUAAUAAAAUGAAAAUCCUCAUUACUACUAACAUGUUCUUUUAAAUAUAUAGUGUAAAUGCUUAGUUACUCAGGAAUAAGGUGAAUGAAAUAGCAAAUAUUUUUUGGCAUUUAUUUGAAUUAGAAUGCUUUUGAAAUGCAUCUAUAUUCUGAAACUUACUGUAGCUGUUUGAAAAACAAGGCAAAGAAGCGUAAAGGGUACGCCAAACCGACCUGCAUGUUUCUGUCAACUGUUGUCCAAUGCACAUAUGAAAAGUUGAAUAAUAGCUCAGUGUUAUUUAGUCAUUUACUUCUCUGUUUUUGUUACAACCUUUUAUGUUUCUGUUUGAAUGUUGUAGAAUGCUGCUUUAUGGAAAACCUUUCACUUCAUUUUUUCAUCUCCAUGCUAAAGAUGCCAGUAACCAAAUUAUGUCUUCUUCCUAUGGUUUUAUUUACAGAAAUAUUCAUGCUGUCAAAACGAGGGUUAAAUACUGGGGGUCACUUUUGACAUUCUUUAUAUACUCAUUUAAUUGCUGUCUCAGCAUGGGAGACCUUCUUGGAUUUGAGCAUUUGUUUGCUUUCGGCUGUAUCAUUUUUUCAACCUGGCUGUGUCAUGACAUGUUUACAGUGGUGGAAGAUGUAUUCAGAUCCUUUACUUAAUUAAAAGAACUAAUACCACACUGUGAAAAUACUCCACAUAAGGCCUGUAUUAAAAUCUUACAAAAGUAACAAAUUUAUUAUCAGCUAAAUGUACUUCUAGUAUAAAAAGAAAAAGUAGUUAUUCUGCAGUAAAAUGACCCUUGUAAGUGUUACUGUUAGUCCAUAUAUAAUCUUUUUGUUGCUUCACUGUGCAUGUUGCAUUUUACUGAUAGAUGUUUAAGGUUGAGCUCAUUUUAACUACUUUAUAUACUGUUUAUACAGUGCAUCAUAUUCUACUCAUCAUAUGUUUGAUGUGUUGCUGUCCUGUGAGAACCACAUAUCUCUAAUAAGUGCAUUUUCCAGCUGAUCCAAGGCGGGUUUAAAUAGUUUAUUUAUCUUAAGAAGGAAGUAGGAGAAUGUUCUCAACCUAUAAAGGAAAAAAACUGGGGAAAAAAACUAAUUCAAAAUCACCAACUCAGGAAAUACAUGGUUUUCACUAGAUAGGAAUUAUAUAAAAAAUAUAACUAGUAACUAAAGCUGUCAGACAAAUUCAGUGUAGUAAAAAGUAAAAUAUCUUCCGAUGAGACUCAAGUAAAGCGCAAGUAGGCUUACCUCGAAUUUGUUCAAUACUUCAGUAAACUGCAUGUUUGAACCCAUGAUGGAAAUUACAUCUUUCCGGAGGGUGGUGUGGUUCUCAGCCUCUGAGUCAUGUUUUAAAAUACUGCAUAUGUAUAAUAUACAGUGCUGUUGUGUACAGUGCAGGAGAAGAAAAUAAAAAACAUCAACAUUCUGAAAAA
Micropterus salmoides (largemouth bass) is the source of this 4620-nucleotide messenger RNA. It is a transcript of the gene cyp1b1, whose product is annotated as cytochrome P450 1B1. Lineage: Eukaryota; Metazoa; Chordata; Actinopteri; Centrarchiformes; Centrarchidae. Gene Ontology annotation, biological process: progesterone metabolic process; hormone biosynthetic process. The transcript is spliced from 3 exons. Gene Ontology annotation, molecular function: oxidoreductase activity, acting on paired donors, with incorporation or reduction of molecular oxygen, reduced flavin or flavoprotein as one donor, and incorporation of one atom of oxygen; steroid 17-alpha-monooxygenase activity; heme binding. Bases 402 to 2009 code for a protein of 535 amino acids. The record is from RefSeq and is a predicted model, not a curated record.